Zalophus californianus (California sea lion) is the source of this 2353-nucleotide messenger RNA. RefSeq names its product POU class 3 homeobox 1 (gene POU3F1). Lineage: Eukaryota; Metazoa; Chordata; Mammalia; Carnivora; Otariidae. Gene Ontology annotation, biological process: regulation of transcription by RNA polymerase II; brain development. The coding region runs from base 1 to 1359 and encodes 452 amino acids. Gene Ontology annotation, molecular function: DNA-binding transcription factor activity, RNA polymerase II-specific; RNA polymerase II cis-regulatory region sequence-specific DNA binding. Gene Ontology annotation, cellular component: nucleus. The record is from RefSeq and is a predicted model, not a curated record. The transcript is spliced from 2 exons.
AUGGCCACCACCGCGCAGUACCUGCCGCGGGGCCCCGGCGGCGGAGCCGGGGGCACGGGACCGCUUAUGCACCCGGACGCCGCGGCGGCAGCGGCGGCGGCGGCGGCCGCCGAGCGGCUGCACGCGGGGGCCGCGUACCGCGAAGUGCAGAAGCUGAUGCACCACGAGUGGCUGGGCGCGGGCGCGGGCCACCCCGUGGGCCUAGCGCACCCCCAGUGGCUACCCACGGGAGGAGGAGGCGGCGGCGACUGGGCCGGGGGCCCGCACCUGGAACACGGCAAGGCGGGCGGCGGCGGUACCGGCCGAGCCGACGACGGCGGCGGCGGAGGAGGAGGUUUCCACGCGCGCCUGGUGCACCAGGGAGCGGCCCACGCGGGCGCUGCAUGGGCGCAGGGCGGCACGGCGCACCACUUGGGCCCAGCCAUGUCGCCGUCCCCAGGGGCCGGCGGGGGCCACCAGCCCCAGCCGCUCGGGCUGUACGCGCAGGCGGCCUACCCGGGGGGCGGCGGCGGCGGCCUGGCCGGGAUGCUGGCGGCGGGCGGCGGCGGUGCGGGGCCCGGCCUGCACCACGCGCUGCACGAGGACGGCCACGAGGCGCAGCUGGAGCCGUCGCCUCCGCCGCACCUGGGCGCCCACGGACACGCACACGGACAUGCACACGCGGGCGGCCUGCACGCGGCGGCGGCGCACCUGCACCCAGGCGCGGGCGGCGGUGGCUCGUCGGUGGGCGAGCACUCGGACGAGGACGCGCCCAGCUCGGACGACCUGGAGCAGUUCGCCAAGCAGUUCAAGCAGCGGCGCAUCAAGCUGGGCUUCACGCAGGCCGACGUGGGGCUGGCGCUGGGCACGCUGUACGGUAACGUGUUCUCCCAGACCACCAUCUGCCGCUUCGAGGCCCUGCAGCUGAGCUUCAAGAACAUGUGCAAGCUCAAGCCGCUGCUCAACAAGUGGCUGGAGGAGACCGACUCGUCCAGCGGCAGCCCCACCAACCUGGACAAGAUCGCGGCGCAGGGCCGCAAGCGCAAGAAGCGCACGUCCAUCGAGGUGGGGGUCAAAGGCGCGCUCGAGAGCCACUUUCUCAAGUGCCCCAAGCCCUCGGCGCACGAGAUCACCGGCCUGGCCGACAGUCUGCAGCUGGAGAAGGAGGUGGUGCGCGUCUGGUUCUGCAACCGGCGGCAGAAGGAGAAGCGCAUGACCCCGGCGGCGGGCGCCGGCCACCCGCCCAUGGACGACGUUUACGCACCCGGCGAGCUGGGGCCGGGCGGGGGCGGUGCGUCGCCGCCCUCGGCGCCCCCGCCACCCCCGCCGGCCGCGCUGCACCACCACCACCACCACACACUGCCCGGCUCGGUGCAGUGACCCCGCGGGCCGGGCCCCCGCCGGCGCGCGGCGACGCGCCGCGCGGCCUGAACUCUUUUUGUUCGGUUGCUUUGGAUUUUACAAAAAGCCCAGAAACUUUCGAACAAAACCAAACACCCGGACGACCCUCUCUGGCGAGCGGCUGCGUCGCCCGAGCCCCGGGAGAGAGGGGCGAAGAUCCGGAACGCGCCAACUCACCCCGGGCAUCCUGCCCGCCGCCUGCUCCCUGCCCCCAUCCCCUCGACGACCCCCCGCCCUUGCCCCCCCCCGGGCUGUUCGGGGCCGGAUCCCGGCAGCGGCCUCCCCACAGCGACAGCUGCGAUUCGGUUCCCGGCCACGCGGGAGGGGUCUGCGCCCCCACACACAGCCCCCGGGAAGAGGCUUCUGCCCCGCCGCAGACUGACCGCUGCACAGCUGGGGCCCCGGCUCCCCGCGGGGCCCUGCCCUCCUGGCCACCGACAAACGAAACUUGAAAAAGUUGGAGAUAUUUUUUAACCAGCUGUAGAAAUAAGCCGUCCCCUGAGAACCUUCUGCCUGAUUCCCUGCAGCUUCCGCCUGCUCCCUUUCCAGCCCCACCUGGGAUGCGGGAUGCUGGGGCGGCCAGGAGAGAAAUUCCCCAAGUUUGGGGUGAGGUGGGAACCAUGUAAAUAUGUGAGAUAUGUACACACAUUUUGUGCUUGGUUUUUAUUUUUGGUUUUUCCGGGCUGCCCUCCAUCCCCAUCCGAGAGGAUUUUGUACACCGAAUAAUCCGAAAAAAAAAAAUAUUUUAAUAUGAUUUCCAGAUUUCUGACCCAUCUCUAUUUAUUUUCUGGAUGUGUUCGGAGCUUCCCCCUUCUCCAUUUCUUGUUCUGUUUGUUACAGUUUGGAUUUAAAUUUUGUCAUUUUAUUUUUAUUAUUUUUCGGAACAAUGUUUUGGUGCAUUCUUUGUAUCUUUAUUGCAAAAAAAAAAAUAAUGUAGACUGGGAAGUUCCCUUUAUAUUUAUGUUAUAGUAAA